This is a messenger RNA of Epinephelus moara (kelp grouper), 4477 nucleotides long. RefSeq names its product cyclin T1 (gene ccnt1). The record is from RefSeq and is a predicted model, not a curated record. Gene Ontology annotation, cellular component: nucleus; cyclin/CDK positive transcription elongation factor complex. Lineage: Eukaryota; Metazoa; Chordata; Actinopteri; Perciformes; Serranidae. The coding region runs from base 6 to 2099 and encodes 697 amino acids. Gene Ontology annotation, biological process: regulation of transcription by RNA polymerase II; positive regulation of DNA-templated transcription, elongation. The transcript has 9 exons. Gene Ontology annotation, molecular function: cyclin-dependent protein serine/threonine kinase activator activity.
CAGUGAUGGCGGCUUCGUUUCGUUCUCUCCCUGCAAGCUGUAAUAACAAAUGGUACUACACUCGGCAACAGAUCGACAACAGCCCAUCUCGGCGAGCGGGACUUGAUCCGGACAAGGAGCUGUCCUACAGACAACAGGCGGCGAACCUGCUCCAGGACAUGGGACAGCGGCUCAAUGUGUCCCAACUUACUAUUAAUACAGCCAUUGUGUACAUGCAUCGAUUCUACAUGGUCCAGUCUUUCACCAGAUUUCAUAGAAAUGUUAUUUCUCCUGCCGCCCUUUUCCUCGCUGCAAAGGUUGAGGAGCAGCCCCGAAAGCUGGAGCAUGUUAUCAAGGUGGCCCAUGCAUGCCUCAAUCCUCAGGAGCCUUCACCAGAUGUACGCAGCGAUGCCUACCUGCAACAAGCCCAAGACCUGGUCAUUCUUGAGAGCAUAAUACUCCAGACCUUGGCUUUUGAAAUCACCAUUGACCAUCCACAUACUCAUGUUGUCAAGUGCACUCAGCUUGUCAGAGUUGUUCCAGCGAGUAAGGAUCUGGCUCAAACAUCUUACUUCAUGGCCACCAACAGUCUGCACUUGACCACGUUCUGCCUGCAGUAUAGUCCCCCGGUUGUGGCUUGCGUGUGCAUCCAUCUUGCCUGCAAGUGGUCCAACUGGGAGAUCCCUGUGUCUACAGACGGCAAACACUGGUGGGAGUAUGUUGAUCCCACAGUUACCCUCGAGCUGCUGGAUGAGCUCACACACGAGUUCCUGCAGAUUCUGGAGAAAACACCCAGCCGGUUGAAACGGAUUCGCAAUUGGAAGGCUGGAGGCCAGACACCGAAAGCCAAGCCAAAAGUCCAGGAGGAGGGCGACCAGAGGGACACCAUGAUGAGCAUGAUCUCUAUGGCGUCAUCAGAGAGCACCGUGGCAGGCUUAAUGAGCCUCUCGGCUCCACCAUCCUCCUCCUCUUCCUCAUCCGUUGGUGACAAAGACAGAGUUGCAUCUGGCAGUGCACCGACUUGGAGUGGAAAAGGACAAGCAGCAUCUGAGCAGCCGCAACAACAGCAACAGCCCAACAAUGAGGUUCACGCACCAGCUAAGGUGUCACUGAGUGAGUACCGGGCCAAGAAUGCAGACGUCCUGGCUGCUCAGAAGAGGAAGCUGGAGAACAUGGAGGCCAGCGUGAAAAGGGAUUAUGCCAACGCUGCCCAGGCUCUCAUUGGGCAGCAGCAGAGGAAGGAGAAACAGCAGCAUCAUCACCAGCAGUCCAGCGCCUCCUCCUCUGACAUGUCCAACCCAUCGCCCAUUAUUCUGAAAAUCCCCUUAGAGAAGGAGAGGCACGAGAGGACCUCUCUUAAAAUGCGCUUCCCCCUAGCUGGGGGAGGAGGCAGCGGGCACAGUGGCAGCGCCCGUGGCCAGGAACAGGACAUCAAAGUCAGAAUACGAGUGCCUGAGAAGCAAAGGGGGAGUUCAGGGGAGGAGGGCAAGAGCAGGGACAAGCACAGGGAACGAUCUAACCACCAUCACCAUCAUCACCACCACCACCACCAUUCCUCUUCUAGCAGUGCCUCACUCUCCUCUUCUCACAAACAUUCAUCUAGUUCUAGCGGGACUGUAGGAAGCAGCAAAAAAGUCCCUAGCGACUCCUCUAGAACAGGUUCUUCAUCCUCGUCUACAUCACGUAAGAGGACACACUCCCAAGAUCCCACAGCAGGCACUCACCCUCCCUCUAAAGUCAGCAAAUCUUCUAGGAAUCCCUACCAGCUACCGUCCCUGUCUUCCUCCUCUGGGCAAACUCUUGGUCAUGGCUCUGACAUUCUCCCCAAUCUGGGCCUCCCCCACCACCAAGGGAGCUAUCCGCACUCCAAAGGUGACAAGACAGACACUAAUGGGCACGGUGCAGCAGGUGGGGCCCAGUCAAAUGAGUACCAGGACACUUUUGAAAUGCUGAACUCACUUCUGAGCGCACAGGGGGUCCAGCCAUCCCAGCCGUCCAUGUUUGACUACAGAUCCCAGUAUGGGGACUACCGGUACAGUGGUGGCUCCAGAGGGAGCAACCCCAGACCCCCACCCCUCCCUUCAGAACCGCCUCCCCCACUGCCACCAUUACCCAAAUAAGUUCCUCAUCAGGAGGUAAAUUAUGUACAUUGUACUUGACAUCAUGAACAUCCAUCUUGUUACAUAAAGUAUUGUAUAAUGUUUGGUUUUUUAACUCACCUAGCAUUUUUUACAGGCCUCAGUGUGACAGCAGUGAAAUGUACCAGUGAGAUAAAUGAGUUUUCAACCUUUUUCUUUUUACUCGUGGGGCAAUAAUGAGAGGCUUUAAAAGCUGGCAAAAUGUGUGAGGGGGAAAAAAAAAAAAACAAGAACACGAAAGUGUAAAUAAUAUUUUUUGCGCUUGUUUUACUCAGAUGAAAUGUGAUGAUGGGACCUGGUAUUUUUUGAAUCACUGUUUUGGAGUUUGGAGGAAGUCAUUAUCUUGAAAUCAUGAGGAAACUAAAAGAUUUCCAUCACAUACCUGUUAAGUCUUCUUACUGAUUGUCUUUUAUAAUGUUUUUAUAGUAUGUUAUUUAUUAAUUGAAUGCUUUUAAAGAAAAAAAACAGUCCCCCCUUUUCUACCUUUUUUAAGGUUUCCCCUCUUUGUUCUUUUCAGAGAGAUAUUUCUUCAUCAAAACUGUACAGGCUAGUUUGACAGUGCAUGUCUCCAAAGCCAUCGUUUCAAUAUUUUUUCUUUUUUUUUUCUUUAAAGUUUCCUUUUUUUAACAGCCAUAACUAAAAAAAACUAGGUGAUCGCCCACCCCUGGUGUUUAUCUAUUUUAUCUCCUCCAUUAUUUGGUAAACUUGUACAAAGACUGUAAAAUGUUUAAAACAAACAUGAAAUAUUUUUUACAUUUUGUUAUGAAAAAUUGCAACAAAAAAAAAAGAUGUAAAUUAAGGAAGGUUGUACUGUUUUUUUUUUUUUGGUUUUUAGAUUUUGAGUGAUGCAGUCAUUGUUUUAAAUGGUUGUAAAAUAUUCAUAUUCUGUUCUCUAAUGAUCACACUAAUGGACAAAGUUCAUACCAAGGAUAUUCAUCUAUAGUUUAUCAAAGGGUUCAAACAUAUCUACACGGUAUGGUCACAAUGAAGGAAUUAACAACAUUAAAAAAAAAAAUCCCUCCAGAGAAGAAAUGUGAGUUUUUAAUCCUGUCAUGUAAUUUGUCACUUGUUCAUCAGUUUCCUCUGGAGGGGGAGUCUUUUUUAUGGUGAUCACAGCCAGAAAAUGGGCAGAAUAUAUAGACAAACAUUUUAAGAGGUGCUUGCAUCAGCACUAUCCUGAAACUGUGCCGGUUUUUCUUUGUGGUGACCAUAUCGAUCACAGUCUACAAUAAAAGUAUUCACAAUACACUAUAUCAAAGACUAAACGAACACCAUCUGUCUUGUUUUUUUUACGGUUGUCUUUCAUUUAUGCAUUUCCCUAUAGGGAUGUUUUAAAAUGUGUAAAUCCCAGUGUACGUCUGUCAAUUCAUGCUGGUCUGAUUUAAUCAUGUUAAAGCUGUCUUUUGACUUCACACCUUCGAACACAACAGUCUGAUUGUUUAUAAUCCAUCUGUAAGCCAUGGGUCAUCAAAAAUGUUUGCACGUGUCUUUUAUUUGUGUAAAUCACAACACGGCAAGCAGGUUAUCGACAUACCUCCACGACAGGGUCACGAGCAUGAAGUAUAAUCUCUAAUUAAUUUGAAUUAAUGAUGAAUUUGUGUUUUGAGCAAAGAGGAAGAGGUGCCCUCUGUUGAAUCGGGUAUCAUCUGUACAUUUAAUUCAUACUAAGCUUUAUGUGGUUUUGAUUGUAUAGUAUUACUGCUCUUUACCUGCUUUCUUUUAUCAGUUUGUAAUCAAAAACUCAUUUGUUUAGGCAGUCCACAGUAAUGCAGUACAACAAAUCAUCAGCCAUACAAUUGUAAAAUAUUUUUGUUCCCUUGAUUAUAUGGAAGAUAAGCUGAAGAGAGUACAGCUCUUUGCUCAGGCAGCAGAGGUUUUAUUGGUUAUUCAACUUUUAUUGGUUGUAACAGGGAAACAGUAAAUGCACUGAAUAUUUAUCUCAGUAGGUUUGCCUACGAUGCAAUUGACAAAGUGUUACAUGUAUAAUGGUUAGCCUAUUAGAAUAGAUGUCCAAUGUAUCGCCAUUUUGUUUUUGGGAAAUUGUUUUAUUUGAUUUGGACAAAUCUUCCAAUUUAAGUAUUAACUUUUUGCUGUAAUAAAGUCAAAAAGAAGGACAUGCAUUUCAAAAUAAAACCCAUAUGGAAGACACUCAUGCAACCUAACAAUGCAAAGUCACAUAGCUACAAUAAGUUUUCAUGUUUUUUUCAUGUCUUGGUGUUUUAGUGACACUCAGGUCUGGAAAUUAAACGUUUUGGGAUUUUCUUCUGUUUUCUGUUGAAACCUUACAUGUGAACACUGUUCUUUUUGAUAUAAUGUGGUUGCUUUAUUCUCAAUUAAAGUCAAUAAAUAUUUUAAGAAAA